Rhizopus microsporus ATCC 52813 is the source of this 606-nucleotide messenger RNA. RefSeq lists its product as uncharacterized. Gene Ontology annotation, biological process: protein targeting to ER. Gene Ontology annotation, cellular component: mitochondrion; endoplasmic reticulum. The record is from RefSeq and is a predicted model, not a curated record. NCBI's taxonomy places the organism in Eukaryota, Fungi, Mucoromycota, Mucoromycetes, Mucorales, Rhizopodaceae. The transcript has 2 exons. The coding region runs from base 1 to 606 and encodes 201 amino acids.
AUGGGUUCUCCAAGUAUCAUUACCAAUCCCUUGUUCAAUGUGGGCUUCUUAUUAGCUUCUAUGCAACUAGCAAAGAAGGUUGAUUGGAACGACCCUGACGUGUUGACUAUGGCUCGUAUUGGUUACUACAGUGCUCAACUUCUUGUUGUUGCCAUGGCCUACGGUUUGAUUACUUUGAUUAGAAAAAAGAAUGAUACCACCGUCUUGACUUAUACACCUCCAGCUAAACCCGGCUUUGGUGCACCCGCACCUUCCGCUCCUGAAACGGUUACUACUACAAUUCGCGAUUAUGAUAUUGAUCAAGUCAAGCAGUUCAUCCAAUCCACACUCACCUCCGUAUUGAUCAUCUCUCUUAUGCACUGGCAAUUCAAGUUUACUCAGCCUCUUUUGAUGCAAUCUAUCAUGCCUAUCAAGAACUUUUUGACUCAUAAGGAGGCUUUGAUUCAUUUAUGGGGUGACAAGCCUGAAGGUAGCCUUGCUAGACCUUUCACUGUUGACAAUCCCUUGGGUGGCCUUGCUAGUCUUCUUGGUGUCAGUGAUCCUGCCGCUGCUCCUGCUACAAACAACACCAGUAGCAAUGAUGAAAGUCAUGCUCAUAGAGAUUAA